AAUGAAACACCUUUUAGGUCUUAUGAAUUCAGGUUAUACUGUUUUCUGGAUACUCUGGCAAUUGAUACAGAACCUGUGAAAAAUGGAACCAAGCUCUCUAAGGACCAAAGUUCCAGCUUUCCUGUCUGAUUUGGGGAAGGCCACACUGAGGGGGAUCAGAAAGUGUCCCCGAUGUGGCACAUACAAUGGGACCCGGGGACUGAGCUGUAAGAACAAGACCUGUGGAACCAUUUUCCGGUACGGUGCCCGGAAGCAGCCUAGUGUUGAAGCUGUCAAAAUCAUCACAGGCUCUGAUCUGCAAGUCUACUCAGUGCGGCAAAGAGACCGGGGCCCCGAUUACCGAUGCUUUGUGGAGCUAGGUGUUUCAGAGACGACCAUCCAGACGGUGGAUGGGACCAUCAUCACUCAGCUGAGCUCUGGCCGGUGUUAUGUGCCCUCAUGCCUGAAAGCUGCCACCCAGGGCGUUGUGGAGAACCAGUGCCAGCACAUCAAGCUGGCAGUGAACUGCCAGGCAGAGGCCACCCCUCUGACUCUAAAGAGCUCGGUCCUGAAUGCCAUGCAGGCCUCCCCAGAAACCAAGCAAACCAUCUGGCAGUUGGCCACAGAACCCACAGGUCCCCUUGUACAGAGGAUUACUAAAAACAUUUUGGUGGUGAAAUGCAAAGCAAGCCAGAAGCAUAGUUUGGGGUAUUUACAUACAUCCUUUGUGCAGAAAAUCGGUGCCAAAAGCUUGCCUGAACGCCGUUUCUUCUGCUCCUGCCAGACUCUAAAGUCGCACAAGUCAAGUGCGUCCAAGGAUGAGGCAGUCCAGAGAUGCAUUCAUUUCUUUGCUUGCAUCUGUGCCUUUGCCAGUGACGAGACGUUGGCUCAGGAAUUCUCAGACUUCCUAAACUUUGAUUCCAGCGGUCUAAAGGAGGUUAUUGUGCCCCAGUUAGGUUGCCAUUCAGAAUCACCAGUAUCAGCUUGUGAGUCUACCGCCUCUAAGCCAAAGAAGAGGAAAAAGGAGGAAGUAUCUGGUGCACAGACGAACAGUUCCCUGCUACCUCCAGAUGCAGUGAGCAGUAAUCUAAGGAAAAGUGGCCUGAAAAAGCCUGUGGUUGCUUCUUCAUUAAAAAGGCAGGCCUGUGGUCAGCUGUUAGAUGAGGCACAAGUGACCUUAUCCUUCCAAGACUGGCUGGCCAGUGUCACAGAACGCAUCCAUCAAACCAUGCACUAUCAAUUUGAUGGCAAACCAGAGCCACUGGUUUUCCACAUUCCUCAGUCCUUUUUUGAUGCCCUGCAACAGAGAAUAUCCAUCGGCAGCGCGAAGAAACGGCUUCCCAACUCUACCACAGCUUUUGUUCGCAAAGAUGCCUUGCCACUGGGAACCUUUUCCAAGUAUACCUGGCAUAUCACGAAUAUCCUGCAGGUUAAACAAAUCUUAGAUACCCCGGAGAUGCCUUUGGAAAUCACCCGGAGUUUUAUCCAGAACCGAGAUGGGACCUAUGAGCUGUUUAAAUGUCCUAAAGUAGAAGUAGAGAGCAUAGCAGAAACCUACGGUCGUAUAGAAAAGCAACCAGUGCUGCGACCCUUGGAACUAAAAACUUUUCUCAAAGUUGGCAACACUUCCCCAGAUCAAAAGGAGCCAACACCUUUCAUCAUCGAGUGGAUCCCAGAUAUUCUUCCCCAAUCCAAGAUUGGUGAGCUUCGAAUCAAGUUUGAGUAUGGGCACCACCGCAAUGGGCAUGUGGCAGAGUACCAAGACCAGCGGCCCCCCUUGGAUCAGCCCUUGGAACUGGCCCCUCUGACCACCAUCACUUUCCCUUGAAGCAAAACAAGAGUCUUUUGCUGCUAAAUUUGCACAUCCCCACCCUUUGACAACUUUAAAUACUAGUUAGACACUUAGAUGGCUCUGUUCCUUAGUGAACUACUCUUAGCUAAGAUGCAGUUUCUCAGUGCAUUCAAGUGAAUUCUUUUGAAGAAAAACUCUUCUUGUAAAUAGCCCUUUUGGUGCUGCUGUGUAUAGUCUUCAUUUAACUUGGAUGAUAUUCCUGGGUAGUUUCUAAAGAAACAGAAAACCAGCUCACUUACCUUCCUGAAGGACUCACCUUUAGAGUUUGUUUCAACCUUUUUCUAAUGUUCUAAGAAGUCAGCAGCACUCCACCUUAUACUAACAUGUUGGAAAAUUAAUAAUACCUUGGUUAGGGCAAAAUGUUGAAGAUCAUCCUGACAGAGUUCCAAUCAUAUCCUUUUAUUUUCUUCUCAAAUAAAGCACAGUGUCACUAGUUUUUAUAAAUUAUAUCUUGUGUUGGCCUAAUUAUAAAAGUAUAAACCUUUUGGGAGAUUUAGGUGAUAGUGAACUUGGAAAAAGAGAUUCAGGUAUCAAGGCAAUAUUGAUUGACAUUUCAAACUAACGCUUGUAAUUGCUCGUUCACUUGAUUUUUAUUUCCCUCUUCACUCUCCAAAAAGCU
Molecule: messenger RNA, 2450 nt
Organism: Budorcas taxicolor (takin)
Lineage: Eukaryota; Metazoa; Chordata; Mammalia; Artiodactyla; Bovidae
Gene: C11H2orf42
Product: chromosome 11 C2orf42 homolog
Exons: 9
Coding region: 83-1807 (574 amino acids)
Cellular component (GO): nucleus
Source: RefSeq, a predicted model, not a curated record